GUCAUCCCCCCAUGCGUGUCCACAUUGUUCAUUCUUCACCCACAAGAGCUUCCCAGUUAGCGGUUGUUUCACUUCUCCCUCUGUCCUGGAAGAAAGAAGCGAGCUCGGUGACAGCGAAUCACUUAAUUUAGCUUUUUCUUUCGUUCCUCUUUUUUUUUUUAAUUGUAUUUUGAAAUACACUCCUUUCCUCCACCGCUAGUUUUGUUGCUUAACCAGCAAGAGGCGCUAGUUAGCUGCUCAGCUUAGCUCGAACCUCCCCUCCUCCGCCUAUCCCUCUCUCCCUCUCGGCAUUAGCUAGCUAACUUGCACCCGGCCGAAGGCACCUCUAUCCCGCCAUCUGCGCGCCGACAUGCCGGACUACCUGGAGGACCCGUCUGUGCUCACCAAGGAGAAGCUGAAGAGCGAGCUGCUGGCCCACAGCGUGGAGCUCCCGAGCGGCAACCCGACCAAGGACGUGUACGUGCAGCUGUACCUGAAGAACUUGACCGCGCAGAACAAAAAGCUCGUCUCGGACACGACCUGGGACGCCUUCUCCAGCGACGAGGAGCUGCCGCCGCCCGUUGUCUCCAACAGAAGUCGCUCGUCCGGCAGAAAAGCCACCAGGAAGACGGACAAGGUCCAGCCUGAUGAGCUGGAUGUGACCAUGCUGACCGAUGUGGCCCUGAGGGACGAGCUGCUCAAGCAAGGAGUGGAUGUGGGGCCGAUAGUGGCAUCCACCCGUAAUGUUUAUGAGAAGAAACUGCAGAAACUGCUGGACAACGGUCCUACACAGCUACCGCCACCACCACAGCCACUGCUGGUUCUGCCUGAGAUACAAGUCAACCACAACGGCCACUUUGAAUCAGACCUCUACAGCGACAAGGAGGAUGAAGUGACAGCCGAGCCAGAGCCUGUGGCAGAGCCUGAACCAGGUCCAGUCUUGGAGAGACCAGUGAGGAGCCGAGGGAAGACGCCCGUCACCAACCGUACCCGCAGCAGCCAGCACCAAACGAUAGUGGCUCAGGAUCUCUGGCCUGUAUUGAGAGAUCCUGUCCAUUUAGAGUCAAACAGGACAGUUCGCCACAAGCACGAGGAUAAGCCUCCAACUGAGCCCCGCUCCGCCUCGUCCAGACGUGUUGAGUCAAAGAGUCAGUCUGAAGAACACAGUCGUCACCCAGCUGCCAACCCUUCAUCUCCUCUGGUUCAGCUCACCCUCAGCCCCAUAAGUAAGAUCUCAACAAUUCAGAGUCAGGGGUCCCCCUGGACAGUGUCACACCAGAUCGGAUGUAAGGCCGGCGGCGUCUCUGCAGCAGGGGAGGAGUGCGGCCCUACAGACAUCCAGCUGCAUAAAAAGAGGCAGCAGAGAAUCACCAGCUUCCUGUCUUCGUACAGCCCCGUGAGGACACACGGCUACACAUCCACGCUGUCAGAGGAUUUGUCGGUGAGACAGGUGGAGAAGAUCACAGCCAGCGACCAAAACCCAAAAGUGGAGGAGAAGGAAGUUCUUAAGGAGCUGUUCCCCAAUGACUUCAACAGUCCGUCAGGAAUCUCCGCCACCUGUCGGCGACCCAUCCGAGGAGCUGCCGGUCGCCCAUUGAAGCCCAGCGACCUUUGGAACAAUGAAAAUGGCCUCUUGUCUCCAAAAAUCACCAAAACCAGCAGCUCCGUGUCCUCCUACACAGAGAGCCGCACUGUCAACAGAGUCACCAGCAUGCCCCCCUCCGCCACCCCCUCCUCCACCCCCUCCUCCACCAGGCUUCUGUCUGCGGCUCCCCCUGCAGGUCAGACCAAAGGAGUGCGCCGCGGCAUGUCCCUGUGGAUUAAGCUGUUCCUGCUGGCCAUUGUGGCUGCCUUCCUGUUCUUGGUCUACCAGGCCAUGGAGACCAACAGCAUCAACCCGUUUGUGGCCCCAGACAAAGAAGUGGCCAGUGGCAGUACAGCGUAGAGAGCAGUGUCUGACGGGAAAGAGAAGAAGUCUGCUUCUUAUGUUUUUCCUUUUUUAUUUUUUAAGUGUGAAUCUGCAUUGUAGCCAUUUUGUUCACAGGUGCUGUGAAGUUACCUCUGACAUCAUCAAUUUUUUUCUUCAUUUCUGAAUCAAUUUUCACUGAAACCCUAAAGAGACACAACGUAGCAGUUUCAGAGACACUUCCAAGGAUCUCAUGACAUGUGAAAUGACAGUGAAGACAGCAUCUGCUGUUGUUAUUUUGGUCCACCUGUGACCUCUCACCUCAUUGUCUGUGAGGUUACAACAAAGUCAGCUACUAGUCAACUUUGCGAGACAGAAACACAGAAGAUUUCAUGAAAAAAUGUGGACUCACUUUUUAUCUUUAUCUGUCUUAUUUCAGACGUGUAUGUGUUCGUGUGAGAGAAAUAUUUGUCACUCUUUUGCCUUGGCUUCUGUUUCUGUUAGUCAUUAAAAGCUUUGAAGGUGGUAUUUGAACCUGUAAUGUUUUGUACUUGACCAUCUUUGUUAAUGAGACAGGGAGGCUUGUUAUCGUAACCCAAACGCUUCUAAAUCUUCUUAAACCCUUCACCAAUAUUUUCUUUAUGUUCUCUUAUAAUAAAAUGUAAUGUCCCUGUGUAUUCUACUUAAUUAUGUAUUCACUGUCACAAAUAUUAAACAUCUACUCAAUAAACUAUCAUGUUGUUACUGUG
Messenger RNA from Scophthalmus maximus (turbot), 2634 nucleotides. RefSeq names its product thymopoietin a (gene tmpoa). Lineage: Eukaryota; Metazoa; Chordata; Actinopteri; Pleuronectiformes; Scophthalmidae. The coding region runs from base 350 to 1924 and encodes 524 amino acids. The transcript has 9 exons. The record is from RefSeq and is a predicted model, not a curated record. Gene Ontology annotation, molecular function: DNA binding.